Phragmites australis (common reed) is the source of this 1766-nucleotide messenger RNA. Its product is annotated as protein trichome birefringence-like 26. The coding region runs from base 163 to 1404 and encodes 413 amino acids. The record is from RefSeq and is a predicted model, not a curated record. The transcript is spliced from 3 exons. Lineage: Eukaryota; Viridiplantae; Streptophyta; Magnoliopsida; Poales; Poaceae. Gene Ontology annotation, molecular function: O-acetyltransferase activity. Gene Ontology annotation, cellular component: Golgi apparatus.
AUCACAAUCUUAGCAGCACUCCCAAGAUAUACUGUUUCACACACCGACACCGAAUCACCGAGCGUAUGCUGUCGGUGACACUCGCCUCUCGUCGUCCCCUUCCCUCUGCAGCUCUGCUUCCCUCUCGUGCCACGGUGCAGUCCACGCCACGCCGCUGCUAGCAUGGGCUCGAGCGCGAGGUGGUCGCCGCCGUCGCCGUGGGGCCUCCGCGGCGCAGGAAAAUGGUGGGGGUCGGGAGGGUCCGUGGCGGUGAAGGCCAUCGGGUGCCUGCUCCUCGCCGGGAUCACGUUCCGGUUGCUCUGUUCCGUCCCUUCGUCCACGCCGCCUGAGAUCACGAAAGGAAAAUGCAAUCUUUUCAAUGGGGAAUGGGUACCAAACCCCUUAGGCCCAGCCUAUACAAAUGCAAGCUGUCAAUUUAUUGAUGAUCACCAGAACUGUAUGAUGAAUGGUAGACCUGACAUGGGAUAUCUACAUUGGAGGUGGAAACCUUAUGGAUGUGAUCUUCCACCAUUUGAUGGAGUCAGAUUUCUAGAUGCUAUGAGGAACAAAGCUUGGGGCCUCAUCGGUGACUCCAUUCUUCGUAACCAAGUUCAGUCUUUGAUCUGCCUUCUGUCUAAGGUUGAAGAGCCUGUUGAGGUUUACCACGAUAAGGAAUUCAGAAACAGGAGAUGGUACUUCGGAUCCUACAACUUCACCAUAUCCCUCGUCUGGACUCCAUUCCUCAUCAAAUCUGAGGUUUUUGAGAACGAGAAUGGCGAAUCUACAUCUGAAAUCCAGCUCCAACUUGACAUACUUGAUGCUACCUGGACAAGUCAGUAUGAAAGCUUUGACUAUAUUAUUAUUUCCGGUGGACAAUGGUUUCUUAAGACCGCAGUCUACUGGGAGAAGGGUAAAGUGGUCGGCUGUCAUAAUUGUCGUAACAAGAACCUGAUUGAACUUGGCUUUGAGCACCUGUAUCGUAGGACUUUCCAAGAGGUUUUCAGCUUCAUCAUCUCGUCAAAACAUAAGCCAGUUGUUUUCUUCAGGACUUGGUCGCCUGAUCACUUCGAGAAUGGGGAGUGGUUCAACGGGGGGACUUGCAAGAGAGUGUCACCAUACAAGAAGGGAGAGUACAGAGAGGGAUACAUGGAACGUGUCAUGAGGGGAAUCGAACUUGAAGCGUUCAACAAGGCUGUAGCUGCGUUAAUGGGUUCAGUUGAUGUGGAGAGGCUGAAGCUCUUGGAUACUUACAGCCUUUCGUUCUUGAGACCAGAUGGCCACGUUGGGCCGUACAGAACGCCCUUUCCAUUCGCAAAAGGCAGCAAGAACUCUGCAUCCGUUCAGAAUGAUUGCUUGCACUGGUGUGUACCAGGCCCCAUUGAUGCGUGGAGUGAUCUUGUUAUGGAGAUGGCGCUGGAUCGCUGAACCCUGUGGAUGUAUAUCGGGUGCUCUUCAAGUGAUACGGAAUUGUAGAGUUGAGUUGCAGGCUUGCCAAUCUCAAUGCAGAAUCAGUUCCUGCCGGCGCUGCUGCUUCAUAGCAGCCAAGUAGUAAAAAAAAGCAGUUGAAUGCUUAAUUGUAAAAGUGUGGACAUUUUGGUUUUAAGGUACUGGUUUGUAGCAGCAAAUAGUGGAAAGAGAAACCCUAGCUAGGCAGCCGCUGCCGGUUGUUGUUGGUGGUUUUUGUAGAAAUCAUCCUGCUUUGUCAGGUUUGAACUCGUUGCUGACUGCUCAUACAUGCCAUGCAUUUUGAGAUAGUAGUAACAUGAAGUCUGGUAUUUUGAAAAUCU